Molecule: messenger RNA, 1827 nt
Organism: Phytophthora sojae
Lineage: Eukaryota; Oomycota; Peronosporomycetes; Peronosporales; Peronosporaceae
Exons: 3
Coding region: 1-1827 (608 amino acids)
Source: RefSeq, a predicted model, not a curated record
AUGGAGCAGCUCCGCGAGUGCACAUUCCAUCCUAAUGUGCUGAAGCCUCCUCGGUCACUACCUAAAGAGAAAGCGCUGAGUUCGACCGGCCGCCCCGGCAUAACCGAGUUCCAGUGGCUAACGCUCAGCCCACGCCAGAAAAUAUUUAGGAGGGAUGAAAACUCAAGUUCGAAUGAAGCGUGUGACGUGGAUCAAAAUGUGAUCCAAAGACUGCAUCUAGACGGAACAGCACGCUAUGACUCUCGAGAGCGCGCACGGGCGGCUCUUGAAGCUCAGGAAAUGGAGGAAUGUACCUUCAAGCCGAAGAUUAACCCGACGUCAAAAUCAAUGUUCAGUAUGGUGGAUCACAAGCCACUACACCACCGCGUCUCGGAUCUUCAACGAGCUAAGGCUGAGUACAUUGAGCGCAUCCGCGAGCAGCUUGACCUGGAAGAAUAUGGCCCUCUAUCGUUCACUCCUAUGAUUAACCCCAAAAGCAGGGAGAUCGCUACCAACAAGUUGGCAGAAAGAGAAGCGGACGCGUUCAUCCAUGCUAGGCCUGGUAAGCCAAGAUCCCAGCAAGUGACCGAUCGCCUGGCUGAGGAUGCUGAUGCUGUAGCGGAGAGAAGACUAGCCACCCAGGAAUACUUCGACAUGUGGAAUGAGCAACCAUUCGCACCAAAGAUCAGCGAGACAUCAAAGCGAAUCGUGGAGCAAAAACCAGAGUUUAAGAUGGACUUUGUCGCGCGACAGCAAUACUUCCAGUCACGCGACCAGGAGAAGAUGGAGGCGCUUGAAGGAUUUUGUGAUGAAGACUAUGCGCGAGGGGAGCGACUAACAUUCAAGCCUGACAUCGGCAAUGCAGAAGGCGUGCUAAAGCAAUUGAGACCCGACAGGUGCAAUGAAAGCAGCCAGCAGAAGCUCUAUCGCCUCACGUAUAAUGAUCAACGCGAAGCCGAAUUGAAGAAGCAGCGCUUGAGAGAGGAGCAGUACGCACAGUACACAUUCAAACCCGAAAUCAAUCCAGUAUCCAAGGCACUAGGUAAGCCGUCCACGCUUGACGAGCUUUCUCACCCUGUGCGUGAUAUUCAACAAGAUCUCCCAGCCUCUAAGCGCUCUCCGCCACAAGACCGAAGAAGUGCUGGCGAUUCGUCCGCGUCGAGGGUUGCACUACGACAAUAUUUCGCUAACAAACGCUUUCGCUCCCGUGUGGCACUUGAAAUGGAGGAAGCAAGCAAAGCUGAAUGCACUUUUCAGCCCACACUGAUAGCCUCCAAGAAUCGCAAGAGCAGUGCUAGCACCAACAAACUUUAUAAUAGGGAGCCGCGAUCGAGAACGAAACUAGAGUGGCAAUCCGAGAAUUUGCUUCAUCUUAUUGAGGCGGAACGUCAGAAAAAGGAAGAUGAGAUUGAAGCAAAGCGGAAUGCUCAAGAAUUAAAGGAGCUGGAAGAGUGCACGUUCCGCCCCAAUAUCCAGAAGCCAAGGCGACGAGGCAAUUCAGACGCGAAAGGCUCUCCCUCCCCGCCACGGGACUCCGAUACUCAAGAUAAGCCUGUAAUUGUUCGUGGACUCGGGCGCUUCCUUGAGCUCCGAGAACUAGCCCGAAAGCAGCAAGCAGAGCAAAAGCAGCGUGAACAGAAAGUAUUCGCGCCGAACAAGUCGUAUGAGCCGCGUAGUUACACAGUGCCAAAACCAUUCAAGUUGUCUGAAAGCAGCAAAGACUCCAUUCGACGGCGACUGAAGGUCCGCGAGGAAAUGCGAGCCAAGGAGCGCGAGGAGUGCACUUUCAAGCCGCAGACUGUGUCAUCCCAGAGUCGGCGCGUUCUGCAGAAUAUGCUAAACAAUUAA